Kluyveromyces lactis is the source of this 705-nucleotide messenger RNA. RefSeq names its product Pex11p (gene PEX11). Bases 1 to 705 code for a protein of 234 amino acids. Gene Ontology annotation, biological process: peroxisome fission; regulation of peroxisome size. The record is from RefSeq and is a predicted model, not a curated record. The transcript has a single exon. Lineage: Eukaryota; Fungi; Ascomycota; Saccharomycetes; Saccharomycetales; Saccharomycetaceae. Gene Ontology annotation, cellular component: peroxisomal membrane.
AUGGUUUUAGACACAGUUAUUUAUCAUCCUACGUUGACCAAAUUCAUUUCUUUGUUGAAUAAAACAGCCGGCAGAGAAAAGAUCUUGAGAUUGCUACAGUACUUGGUUAGAUUCCUUGCCGUUCAAUACAGAUCUGGUUUGAAUAGACAGUUACAAUCUGAAUUCACGUCUGUCAGAAAGAUUUUGAGAUUCUUCAAGCCAUUGAAUCAUAUCCAGGACGCAGCCAAAUUAUACGAUAACAAGAUUGCUCCAGAUCAAUGGGUUAGAUGGUUGUCCAUAAUCAAAAAUGUGGGUUAUGUUGGGUAUUUAACUUUGGAUCAAAUUAACUUGUUGCGCAUCCUAAAGUUAAUCCCAGCUACUCCUAUUACUGCCAAGAAAGUUCCUCGUUACACAAACUGGUUUUGGUUCGUUGCGUUGAUCGCUGGUUUGAUCACCGAUGUCCGUAAGUUGUACACUUCUCAAAGAAAGAUCGAAGCCUCUUUGAGUUCUAAGGGCAAUGCACCAACCGAAAAGGCUAGUUCUGAAAAGUUGACCGCUUACUACAAUGAGAGAUUCGCCGCAUUCAGAAGACUAAUCUGGGAUUCUAUCGAUACUUUCAUUGUCUUAAAUAACUUGCAAUUCUUGCGUAAUGACGAAUCAAGUGUCGCCCUGGCUGGUGUCGCUACAUCCGUCUUUGGUCUACAAGAUGUCUGGAAGACUGCUUAA